This is a messenger RNA of Tuber aestivum (summer truffle), 4864 nucleotides long. The record is from the annotation of a GenBank genome assembly. Lineage: Eukaryota; Fungi; Ascomycota; Pezizomycetes; Pezizales; Tuberaceae.
AGUGCGUGAGUGAGAAAGACAGAGUGCGUGAAAGCGAGGUCUUCGAGUUAAAUUCCUCAACGACCGUUUGACUAGAUCAGACACCUGUCACGUACAUACACCCAUACCCACACCAACAGCCCCCUCUCUUCUCUUCCCACCCCUCCUCGAAUCGUUCAAUAAGCACUACGCCCAUUUCUGCCGCGACGAACCUGAUUAGGAUCCAGCUGUUUUUAUUAUCGACCCCUUUGCGAGCCGGAGGGGAAGAGACAAAGGCAAUCAUGGAGAGUCAGUCGUUCAGUCCUACGAGCUUGGACGCGCUACCUCGAUUAGAAACAAAUAUGGGUGCUAAAGACGACACCCGCGCACCUAGCCCUCCUCCUCCGGAGGGAAUCAAAGACGCAAUGGAACUGGAUGAUGACAAGGCGACCCAUCACGUGGGUCCUGUUGAGGAGGAGGACGUAAGUGGGGUUUCGGAAGUGAAGGAUGACAAAAUUCCCGCAAAACAAUUAGAGGAAGAGAAGGAAGAGAAGGGGAAAGGGGAAAAGGUGGAGAAGGGCGCCGUUUGUGGAAUCGGGGAAGAGGUGCCGCCAAUCUCCGCUCCCGCUGGGACUUCGGCCGCUGCCAACGAUGCCACUACAGACCCCGUCACCACCACCGCCGCCGGCGACAUCGCCGCUCCCACUGCCCUAUCUGCGCCUAUGACUACACCUCCUCCCCAACAACUCCGCUCUCCGGAUAUGCCGGAGCGGUUACCGGUAUCUCAACCCCAACUAUCCACACCCCAGCAGCAAGUAGAGAACAUGCGUCGGGCGGCCGAGGCCUGUCGACCCCUCAUUUUCAACGAUAUCCCUCCGCCAUCGCCGAUCGUGGAACCAGGGGCCUUGCACGAGCUAGAGGAUCCGACUUCCCCCGAUCGCCGACGAUCAUCAGCUAACGCGGGGAUCGCGGGACUGGAAGAGUUACGCCGUGAUAGGAUGGACCAGCUCAUUCACGCAACCGGGUUCGAUGGCGCCGGUGGGGAUAGCCAGGAAUUGGAAUACGAGCAUACUAUCGACGCGUUUAUAAAGUUAAAUUUUGACGACGGAAAUGUCUACUAUGUGAAGAACUCUUCCGUCAUAUUCGGCCGCAUGGAGGGCGCAACGAGUAAUACUUUUCAACAGAUUGGCCCGGACGGGAGCACGGUUAUUGGUGGGGGCAAUGGAUUCGGAUUCGAGCACCCAACGACAUCCGGCGCUAUGGGCCUGAAAAGGGAGAAGAAGAAGCGGCGAAAGAAGAAGGACGGUACGGACAGCAAGAAAAGCAAAUCUACCACUAGUGGCGGGAGCAGUGCUGCUCCUGCCACAUCCCGCAAGGGCUCCACCUUUCAAGGGCAGCCGCAGUUCCCGCCCUUUAAAGAUCCGUUCAAGUUUCAGUAUGGGAAUCAUAACAACCACUUUGCUCAGGAGGAUGAGACGCCUAUGAUUUAUCUGCCCCCUCCGAAUCCCUCUGCCGAGCAGGAGGCUGCUAGCACUGCCCCUCCCAAAAAGAAUAUAUCUCGUAAACAUGCCAAGUUGGCUUACAAUGCUGUCCGGGGAUGGUUUGAACUGGAUAUCAUGGGCAAGAAUGGCGCGUUUGUCAAUGAAGAGUUUGUGCAGGUGGGGACAAAGCUUAUCAUCGAUCCAAAGGAGGGGACCAAGGUUCAAAUUGGAGGUGUUAGCUUUGUUGUCUACGUUCCUGAGCACUUGGAUGGUGGCCCAGAGGUGAUUGAGCCCCCAGCUGCGAGUGGGGGGGCGGGCAAAGGGAAGGGUGGCAAGGGAAAGGGCGGAAAAUGCAAGAGUACCAAAGGGAAAAUGACGUUUUCCUUUAGUGAUGAUAAUGGUAUGGAGAGUGAUUUGAGUGAUCCGGAUGUGAAUAUGGGUGAUGAUGAUGGUGACGAGGAUAGUGUAGGUGGGAGUGGCGAUAGUGGGGAGGGUGAGAGAGGAGAGGAGAGUGAUCAGGAUAGUGAUGAAGGGGAUGAAGAGGAUGAGGACGAUGAGGACGAUGAGGGUGAAGAGGGUGAUGUGGAGAAUUCUGAGGAGGUGGAAAGCUCGGGCGAUGAAGGGGAGAAGGUCUCUCCAAGCCCUGAACCCGCUAAGGUUGAGAAGCGCGGUCGGGGGAGACCUCGAAAAGAUCAGACUGAAGUCCAGCGAAAAGAAUUGGUGAAAGAGAAAGCUGCGGCGGAGCGGGCCAAGGCAAAGGAGAAGGAGAAGGAGAGACGACAGAGAGAAAAGCUGGAGGCACAGCAAAAGGAGAGGGAGCUUGAGAAGGGGCGUGAGAAAAAACGAUUCGAAGCUCAACGACAAAAGGAGGAACGCCGACGUCAAAAAGAACGACUGCAGAAGGAGAAGGAGCAGGAGAAAGAGAGGAAAAGGUCACAUCUUCCAGUGUCGGCAAAGGGUGGGGGAGAAGAGACGAAGAAGGAAGGGAAAUUAUAUCUUCCUCCUCGGCCCUCGGCCAAAUCUGAGAAACCCUCUGCCCCGGCCCAAGAACGAAAGGGCCCAGGGCGGCCUCCCAAAGAGAAGAAACCCGAGACGCAAAAUCAAGCUCCGCUACAACUGCUGCUCCCCCAACAACCUCAAUCAUCCACCCAGAAACCACGGCAAGAAAAUCCUGCAGAUUCCCAACACGAUACCGAAAUGUAUCAUUCUUCUUAUCACGAUGACCUGGAAGACCUUGCGCCCUUAGCGGCUGCGAAUGAAGCUAUGUCCAUGCUGAUUGACCCCGCUCUUUCGUAUGAUUUGCCCCAGGCUCAGCCUACGCCAACUGUUUACCAGCAAGCCCCGAAGGAGCAAAAGAAGGGAAAAUCCAAGAAAGCAAAACCGCCCCCAAAGAAAAAGCGCAGUCCCUCUCCUGAAAUCAACGAAGCUGAUUUCCCCCCUGAAGCUUUGUUGAAGCCCUCAGCCUCUUAUGUCGUUCUUAUCCAUGAGGCAAUUUCGUCUUCUGAAAGAGGCGCCUUGACUUUACCAGAGAUCUACAAAGCCAUUGAGCGGAAGUACCCUUACUACAAACUGAGGGUCACUACGAACGGGUGGCAGAGUAGCAUUAGGCACAAUCUUGGUCAACACAAGGCUUUCUACAAAGUUGAGCGUAGCGGAAAGGGUUGGCUAUGGAGCUGUGCAAAAGGUGUCAGCAUUGAGAGGGAGAAGAAAGCUAGUGCAGCUACUCGCUCUAUAGGCCCAGUAAUCUAUGCAUCCGGAUUUUCAGACGGCCAUCGCAAUGUUCAAAACGGACAGAUGUCAUCAUCUCAGUACUACGGUGGCGCUCCACCCCAAUCUAUACCACAACCCCCCCAAUACUUGCCAUACCCUCAAUCUCAGCAGCCGCAAUACCAACCAGCUCCGGCGGCACCAAGCGCGGUUCCAGCUCCUCGUCUACCUCCGGCGUACUACGCGCCAAUCCCCAGUCCCACGAGUUUGAAGCAGCAGCCGCAGCAACAUGCGCCUUCUCCACAGCAGCAGCCGCCACUCAAUGUGCAAAGUAGCGGACAUAGCCCUGAUUUUAAUGAGGCGAUUAUUGGUCUUCGAGCGUUGAUUCAACAGCACAAGGAUGCUCCCGGGCCACGCUCACCUGAGCUGCUUAAGAUGGCAACCGAAGUGCUUAACAGCUUGUUGGAUAAGGACCCUGGUGCAAUGGAGGCCAUCAGGAAAUUGACCGCUAUUAUUAAGCAAAUUGAUCAGGCGAAGACUGUUGCCCAGCCGCCGAUUCUACAACAAUACCAGCAGCAACAUGGGCAGACCCAACCCGGGGAGGGCAAGGGUGUUACUGCUUCGGCGGUUGGCAUCACUGCUGCUGCUGCGAGUAACCGCGCACCAGUAGCGGUUCAUCAGCCGAAUAAACCUUCCGUUCCCAUCAAUAUCAAAGCUCUUUCGGCAGAGGAGAAGGCUGCGCUGGUUAAGAGGUUGCUGCUGGCCAAGAAGCAAAAAGAACAAGCUGCGGUGACGGCAGCUGCUAACAGAAUCUCUUCUGCUAGCUCUUCAGUAGCGGUGCCUACGCCCGCUCCCGCCACACCAGCACUCGCACAAGCAUCUCUUCCCCAUCCUUCGCCUCCAGCCGCCAAACCCGUCUUGGAACCCACUCUCGACCCUACCUCCGUUACCUCCGCUGCCACUGCAGACUCUACGCAACAUCCAACAACCCCCACCUCCACUAAACGACCCCGCGAGCCCGAACCGGAGCCCCAAGGCUUGGAAGCAAAACGCCAGAAUACUGGCUAGGCAACAAAAAUUUGUGGGAACGAUCCUGGUCCUUUCCCGUUCUUAUUGUUUCCCUUAUCUACUAUUAUUUUCUAUAAACUAGAACGUCGGGCGGAACCAUUGGUCCAUUUGUAUUAUCAAUUCUACUAUCCCCUAUACCAAAUUUCUCCUUUUGCUCUUCCUCCCACUCCUUCAUCAGCCCAUGUGUUUUUUUUUUUUUUGCGCACUCUGUGGUCAUUCUGCUCUCUUCAGGCAUGGUGGUACUGUUGCGUGAUUUGGCGUUGUUCGCCCCUUUACUUGCACUCCCUACCCGCUCCUGGGGAGUUUGUGCAGGUGGGGGUGGGAGGCUGAAAUUGGGGUAGUGAUACUCAUGGUAGAAGGGGAGAUGGAAGGCGGGCGAAGUGAGUUUGUGAAUGGUUUGGAUUGAAUCUUGGGACAAAUGUUUUAACAUGAGAGGGUGCUGGUGCCGGCCGAAAGGUCCUUUUCUUUCCGUUUUCCCCUCUUCUACCCCCACCCUUUGUCUCCUCACUUCUCGUUGUAUUUACUUUGAUUCUUGUAAUUUCUUUUAUGAGGUAUGAUGUUUUUCCCCUCCUUUCUAUUUCCCACCCUGUUUUUUUUUGUGCUCCCUGUGUGGCUUUAUGAUGGGAAUGUAAGUAGGUUAAUUGCUUUUU